AAAGGAGCGAGUGAGAGAACUUUUUAGUCGAAGCAAAGGAUCGGCCAUCUUAGAUAGAACAAGUAUCUUCUAUGCGAGCGUUCUCAUCUCUUGGCCCGACUUUUUCCUUGACCGACAGACUUUUUUCUUGAGGACAAGUAAGUUAGCUUCUGUUCUUAUUUUGUUUUGUUUUUGUCGUCUGACGUCUUGUCGCCUGACGUCUGAAGCCGUUUGUUCAACGUAUUGUUGGAUCUUCAGCCAACAUUUUCCAUUAUGGUGCGAAAAUGUCCCGGAAAAGCUGCCGUAAUCGGCACAACUAUGUAUCUGUCCACAGUAGAUUCCAGGGAGCGUUAUGGUCAGCUUUUAUCCAUCCUUCUCAGCAUCUUGGUGCCCAUUUGGCUCGUGCUAUUCCUAUGAAUUGCCACAAGGGUAAGAAAGGGCUGGGGUCCAGAUGCAGGGACCGAGAUGGAUAGAAGCUGACUCUAACAGCGUGCGCCAAACGCUACAGGUACGGACGAGGGGAACGCUGUUGAGGCGGACGCCAACGCUUUUCUCGAAGUCGAUAAACAAGAACUUCUUGUUUCUAGGGAAAGGAGGUGAUUCUUUGAUAAAUGAUAAAAUCAGUGGAACUCUUAGGAACGUGACAUCAUUAAAAAAAACAAAGACUGCCUUCUUAUCUAUAAUUGAAUCUACCUAGCACAUAUGAAUGUGAAUCACACAGAUUAGCUGCAACGAAAUCUUCCGAAGGACGGAAAGGUUCUGCGAAUGAUAAAGCGACGGCUGUGGAGGUUGGCGAGAGGAUCGACAGGGAAAUUCUUGAUUAUGAAAGAGGAACUUGACUACUUCCAUGCCUAGGUAGGUUUAGAACUCUUAGAAUUGCCGAAGAUGCAGGUUUAUUUUGUGUACUAGUGGACUCUUAUAUAUAGUAUUCUCUCAACCGAGAUUAGAUAGUGCUGGACCACAAGGACGCAGGCUGUUAAGUCGGCGGAGUUGCUCGGUGAGAAACACUGGGCGACGCUCUAGCUUGGUGCGGAUUGAGCCUACGGCCUGAGACUAAUAAAUUGGCGCUGGCUGGUUUGGUCCCUGUGGAUAUUCGUGGGGGCUGCGAGGAGGCCUCAGCUUCUUGGGGUAUCAUGGUGGGGGGGCUCAUGCGUUCGCAGGGAUAUCGUUGCGCUAUCGUCAUCAGCUUCAUACGAUUGCCUACGUCGGUACUCGUCUGGAUCUGACUGAACUUUCUGGCUGCAUAAGCAUACGCAUCAGAUCGCGCGGAGCGUAUCACGAGAAUACUCCGCGACGGGUCUUAUGCGUUUUGAACUGAUCAGAACUGACGGGGUGGCAUGGACCUGGCUACAGCUAUGAACGUGCGCCAUUUCUUCAAUCUGAAAACGCUGGCGGCCCUUUGCUUGUUGGUCGUUGGUUUUUGGGUGGUCUGUAGGUUUCUUUGCGGUCUUUCUGGUGGUGCUUGGUCUUUGACUGGGCUGAGAGAUUUGAAACAACGAACGAGAGAGGAGAAGCCAGAAGGCACCCGCGCAACGGUAAACCCGUCAGGCGUUCGGAUAGUGUUCCGGCCGAGUUUGCUAGAAGUCUGAAAGCCACCGACACCCGCGCCAACUAGGGCCAACGCGUUGAGGAUGACGCUGAUGGGUUACCUUAUUCGCAGGGCGGUCUUGGUCACUUUGAUGAUCUUCAUCCUUCGGGCUUUUGUGGAUCUUUGUACAAUUUUGAUAGGUUCAGAUCAUGGCACACAGAUAGUGAGGAGGAACCUCGUCAGGCCCGCGAAUCAGAUGGGGGACCACGUCAGGGCGGACUGACGUUAUUGAUGAAAAUGACAAGAAGAAACUCUGGGGGAUUCUUUCUCUGCUUUCUUGGAGGACUACAGGCGAGGCGUUCCUCCUCGUUGGCCUCGCUCCCGCCCAGGUGCGUCGUUCUCGUUGGAUUUUCGACAAGACACAGGCAGCAGGGCUUCCCCUCACAGUCAGGGCAGCCAGCUAUUAGAUAUCGGGGAGGCCUUGGGCCUUCUUUGUCAUGCUCUAGCCCCUCGCGUUUGCCUUGCUUGUUGCCCCUUUUGUUCCACCUCGCUGCCCACAAGUCUUUUUUUGCCUUCGCUUUCCUUGCCCCCACCUCCUUGCCUCCGCCUCCUUGCCUGCGCCUCCUUGUCUCAACCUCCCUGCCCCAGCCUCCCUGCCUCAGACUCCUGGGUGCCUCAGCCUCCCUGUCCCAACCUCCUUGCCUCCGCCUCCCUGCCUCCCGACCAACGACCACCAGCACGACGAGCACGCGCAAGGCCGUCACGUUCCAGGAGCCAACGAACAUGGCCGAAGAGGUGGCCAAAGCGCUGGCCACUCUGGUGCGGUCAGAAAUGAGGCUAGGUCUCUUGGAAAGGCUCAGGCACAGCGCACCAGUGCGCACACUGCUGGAAGGGGUGCGGGCAUCUCUGUGGAGUUGCCGCGUCGAAUGGUCGCAGUUCGAGCAGUUGGGGAGUCUGCUGGUCUCUACGCAGGCCACCACUCCCAUGAAUACACCUAAAAAGGUGGAAGGGGAAAAAAAGAAGAAAAAAGAACAGGAAAGAAGGAGAAAAAAAAGAGGCACUAAGCGGAUACGCCUUUUCAUUUUUUUGGCUAGAACUGGCGCCAUAGGUUCAGCAGCUGGACUGUUAGUUGUUCUUAUUUCACCUCCCCGACAUACCUAAAAAAGAGCCCCCUUGCCAGGCGACUGCCGUCGGGAAGAUGUGGAACGACGAAGAAGAAGAACACGAGGAGGAAGAGCAGCACACAGAAGAGGAGGAAGAAGAAAAAACCGAGGAGGAAGAAGAAGAAAACGAGGAAGAAGAAGAAGAAGAAAGGGGCUCCCCAUGGGAGGCGCUCUCCGUAAGAGAAAACGACGAAAGGAGCAUCGCCGAAAAGUGUGUCGAUUUUAUCGACGCAAACGAAGGCGGCCUUACCUGUUUAGGCUGCUCAUUGCGUUGGGGUUUGCAUUGGUUUACUUCUCACCUUCCUAGAGGGUUUUCCGCAUAAGUAAAAACAAACGAAGAAACGAAAGGACAAAGAGGAAAGAAAAAAAAUAGCCUAUCCUUCAGCCAAGGGGGGCGAGGCCUGGCCCGUCGGUCUGGUGUUCAGGAGGAGCAACGACAGGCCCGCCAGGGGCCUGCAUCGGUAUAACACAAAAGAGCGAACAGAGAAACGGCGAGGAGCGCCAAGAAGAAAAGAAGAAGAUAGAAGGAAGAAGAAAGAAAAAAGCAGGCAAAGACGAUCGGUGACGGGCAAAGCCGGCCUUGCAAUCGGUAAACAAGGAGAGAACAAGGAGAGAAAAAGCCGAGCGCGAGGGACGCAGAACAAAAAAAGAAAAGGGAAAAAAAAGAGGCGCGCGCCGAUCGGUCGAACGUAGGCAGGCACAGUUGGCGCCGCAGUCGGUAAACAAGGAGAGAAGAAGGAGAGAAAAAAGCCGAGCGCGAGGGGCCUAGGACAAAGACAAGGCGCACGCGGAUCGGCCAAAGGAGAGGAGGAGGCCAGAGAAAGACGCUAGCCAGCUAGCACACAGGGGCCGGGGAUCGUGCAAAGUGGCCAGGGGAAGGAUGGCCACCACGCGAGAAAGGGCGGGCAGCGGGGGGAAGGGGAACCCCACGCCAAACCACUCCCCCACCCCGGCAAAAGGCGUAAGAACGCCCGCGCGCCCCUCGAGCAGGGAAGAGGGGCGAGAAAAGGCAGCAGCGGGUCCCCGGCACCCGCUGAGGCCGCAAGAAGAGGCACGCCGGAACGACAAAAAACCCUCCCACGGGGGGCACCGCCGUGGAAGGGUCAGGAAACAGGUGGCCAACCCCAAGAAAAAAUGGCAGAGGGCAAGCUACAGAGUAACGAAAAAAAUACUAGGGAGGACACCCGGGCAAACAGUGCGAGGGUGAGGAUAACCCCAACAAACCUCAACGAGCGCGCCCCUGACGGCUGGCCAGAAGGAGAGCGAGAGGAGAGGGCGCGGCCCGUGGACAGCUCUAGCAGAACGGACGGCCGGCCGAAGGGGGUGCAAAAUGCUAGGGCAGGGGCCCGCGCAGACCGCGCCCCUGGGCGAGAAGAAAGAUGCCCGGGGGAGAAAAAAGGGACGGGGAACCCAAGGAACCCCAAAAAGGAGACGACACCCGUGGAAAAGAUGGGGGGGGGAACGAACCAUACUGGCAAGAGCAGUCCCCCGGACAGACUAGGAACGAUCAGGGGCAGGCGAGAAACCCUCGCAGCAAUGAGGGCAAUUGGACUCAGGGAGCAUAGGGCAUUAGGGGACGGACGUGCUGGGCGUCGUUCUGUCCUCCACCAGCUUCAGGCGAGGGAUCUCGCGCCCCCCGGCAUCAGCACAAUGUGGCAAGUGUGGGCGCUAGUAGAGCAAAACGCAUGGAGAAUGGGGGAAGUCGUGGCGGGGAUGAGACGGAGGACACAGCGCAAAAACAACCACCGCAGCAGGGGGGCUUGCACCUCAGUGGACCUGGAUGACAGGGGAAGGCCUGGACAUCCUGGCCAAGACGCUUCUCGUUAGUUUCUGCAUCUUCAUGAGUACAGACAUGGGGGGCACGUUCGUGAUACCUGGGGCGGGGGACGCCCCAGGCAGCAACCUGCCAGAGAUCUGCCUAGUGUUCAAUGGCGGACGCCCGAAACUAUAACUCCACGUCGCGGCUGGGAAUAGGAGAACAACCAGGGCAGCCGCCUGCGGCCCGGGCGGCUGGAGUGGGGGGAGCAGGCGAAGGGCAGCAGGAGAAGAGAGGGCAACAAAAAGGAAAGGACAAGGCAAGGAAACAGGAGACCAAAGGAAAGAAGGAGGGCCCCCCGGGGGAAGCCAAAGAAGGCAAGGAGAGGCGCGGCGGCAAUCAUGCCAGGAGGAGAGGAGACCAGACGAAGCGGGCAAGAGGAGCCCCAGGGGAGUGCCCCCGGUGGUGAUGUUUGGCCGAAUAGAACAGCAGCGGAGCGGGGUCAUCUUGCAUGUGUUGAGCAGGAAGGCCCGGCAGAUGCAGGGACAGUCGUCGGACAUCCUCAGCGAGCACCCGCAAGCAAAGGGACAGGGACAAGACCGGAACAGGGGCAGGCCCAUGGGCAGCGCCGGGGUGUGUGGCCAGGCGCUCGGCCUGGGGAAGGUGGUGAACAUUAUGGGACAGGAAUCACCGGGCCCGCCGACAAUUGGCGAAAGCUAUCGGCACCGGCUCCAGUGGCUCAGUGAGGGCCUGAAAGACGCAGCCAAGCAGCUUGGCAGCCAGAUGGGGGCCGGCGGUCUCUGUUUCUUCCUCCCCUGUGGCGCAGGGUGUGGCCAGGCUGGGGGAAGAUGGAGGGACUACCGAAAAGGCCUGGGGCUCUUCAGUGAGGAACUUAAGAAAAGAGGAGGCAGCCUCACGAUCGUGAGGAAGGCAGGAAUGGGAGAGGAGAUGAGUGAAGAAGUUGGAAAGAAAGAACAAAAGCGAAGGCGGCAAAAAGACCGCAAAGAAGAGGAGGAAAGGAAGUGCGAGCCGGUAGAUUCAGAAGGGCAAGAAGCAAAAAAAACCGACACCAAAGGCGAAAAGUGGACGGAGGUAAAAAGAGCGAAGAGGAGCGCAAAGAGAGCACCCAUAAGGGAAGCAGGCGGACGGCUGGAAGGGUGGCCAGGUGGAGUAGUCAUCCUAAAAGCUGCGAACAAAAAAGGAGGGGAGACGCGGCCGCUCUUACGCAAGAUAAGGGAAGCGAUAAGCCGGGGAGAACUGAAGAGAAGGAGCACAGGGCCCCGAGACAGCGCACACUCAAGCGGCCUGGUGGUCUGUGAGUGGACGGCGGGGGCCGGUAGGAAUCGCGUGGUAGCCAUGGCCACCCAUAAGACCCACGCAGGCAGGCCAGGGAGGAACGGGGACACGAUGACAGAAGGGGCCGGCAGUCUCCGAAAGGGGCUCGCGGAGUUAAGCAAAGACAUCAAAAGAAGAAGCGGAGAAACAGAAGAGAGGCAAGGGCCCCCGAUCUCCCUAGCCUUCGGGAAAGAUCUGAAAGGAGGGGAAGAGGCCAGAAAGGAACAGGCAGCAACCCAACAGGAAGAAGAGGCAUUUGUGAAGGGACUGCGGGGCGCAGGCUGCGACGUUUUACCCUGGCGGAUACAGCGAAAGGGAUGGAACGCGUGGCGCCUGGGCAAGGACUGGACGCAUGUGAUCAGGGUAAACGCUGGGAGGAACAGAAACGCAAAAGAAGGCACAGCGACAGAAGUGGCAGAGCGUGCCAGAAAACUGCGUGACGAGAUGGGCGUGAAGGGUGUGCGCAUACAGGAGGGCCCCGACAAUGUCUGGGAACCAAAAGGGCAACAAGUCGGGCAAGGAGUGUGAAGGCGGCUACGGGUGCAGGGAUUAGAAUCCGAGAGGACGGGACACGAAAGAGACCUCCCCCAAAGAAGCGUCUGCGUGUAUACGUGCACAACUUUAAUACCUUGAAGGGCCGGGAGUCCGCACCAGUGCAAGACGUGAAAGAAUGGGGAGUAGACGUCGCCGCAAUGCUGGAGAGCAAACGCCCAAGCGGGACGAGGUGGCUGCAGGGAUAUAAGACGGCCACCCGAGCGGGGAAAACCGAAGGAAGAAGGGGAGGCGUCGCGAUGGUAUGGAGCGAAGAAACCGACAGGGAGACGGAGGCCAUCGACGCGGAAACCGGCCAGACUACUCGGCCACAACUGGGCGGGAGGAUCCGCCUCAAAAUAGUUGGGCUGCUACGGAAGACAGGAAGGAGAAGAAGAAGCCGGGACCCGCUGGGCGGAACUGCGGGGGGCCAUGAAAAGUCGGAAAGGGCCGACGCUCCUGAUGAUGGACGCCAGUGCGCGGAUAGGUGAAGCAGAAACUGUCGAAGGGUCACUGGAAGCAGGAUAGUAGAUGGAGCGACGACAGAAAACGGCAGCGAACUGCUCGAGACCGCCCACGCGGCAGGGAUGUGCCUGAUGUGCACAGCCGGAAAGAAUAGGGCAAAAGAGGCGCAAAAGGAGAGAGGAGGAAAAAAAUGGAGGACCCUGCGGGGAAAGAGCAGGAGGAAAGUGCCAAGGCGCAGAGAAAAAGACAGAGGGAACGAAGAGGGGCGGGAGGAUGAGGCAAAAAGAGAGGCCCAACGCGAAGCCCAAAAGAGAGAAGAGACAGAGGAGAAGAGAAGGGAAGGAAAAAAGAGACCCGCGGACAAACCACUGGAGGGACUCAGGGAAGGGAAGAAGCCAAAGAAGCCCCCAGGGGCGGAAAAGGCUGGAGGAGAGAAGCGGCCUGCGGCGGAGGCGCUGAUAGACCUCAGAAAAAGGAAGAAGGGGGAGAACGAAGCAGCCAGGAGACCAAGAGGAGGAGAAGGGCAACGCCCUCAAGAGAAAGGACGAAAAGGGGGCAGCGGGGGCACCGAGCAGCCCCACAGCAGUGAAGAGGACGCAGCAUCGAGAACAAAGAACAAGGCCGAAAGAGAGGAAAGAAGCCAGCACAGAAGUGAAAAAAAGAGAAGAGAGAGGGCGGAGGCCUGGCAAAGGGACCGCCGGACGAAAUGAGGCCAAGAAGACCACGAAGGGAACAGAACAGCAAAAAAAAAAAAAGCCGAAAUGAAGGGGUCGCUUAAGGGGAGACCCCCCGACGAAGGGGGAGGCAGUGCAGGAGGGUAAGAGCAAGCGGAACGAGCUCCCCUCGCCUCCUUGGGGUCCCCCGGAGAGGUCGCGGGCGCGGGUCUGGCCUCUCUCUGCGGGGUCGAGUAGGGGCAGACUUUUAUCUUAAAGAGGGCAGCCUUCUUAGGUAAAACGGUUGCGGGGAUGAGAUGGCAUCCCGCCCCACCCGAUCGGUGGGCUUGCAUCAUCGUCAUCAUCGGCCUGCCUCCCGUCACCAACACACACGCCCCGAGUUGUCUUCAUUGAUUCGCCGGAGAACACAAGCGACGCAAGUGCCCGACCCAUCACCAGAGGCCAGUGGAGAGGCGUCACGUGCUGGGCCUACGAGCCCGCAGGCGCAGUGCUUUCUUACCUUAAACGCUGAAAAUGUCCCGCAGCGGUACGGCUAGGCCAGUGCGAACGGGUUGAGAGACAGAGUCGGAAGUCGCUCGCUUAUAUUUUCGCCUUUUGUUUUUUAUGGGUUGACACUAUGCCGGUCUGGUUUGCUUAUCUGCGCAACAUAUUCGCGCGCAAUUUUGAAAAUUCACACGGGUCAGCUUUUUCGUUUGAAUAUUUGUGGGGCUUCCGGUGGUUUUUUGAUCUCGUUCGCACUUGAUGGCUGUGCCUGAUCUUCACUCUUGGCCCCAUCACGUGCUGGGCAUGGUCUCAUGUGUUGGCUGGUCUGGAGAGUUGCUGCUAAACAUAUAGCCACAGCCCCGCCUCGAGUUGGGUGGCCUUGGUUGGGGGUUGUCUUUCUUUUUGUUUUCGGCUGAAGUGAAAGCCUUGGAAGGUUCGGGGUGAAAACACGUGGGGAGCGCUUGAACCUUCCAAAAGUUUCAGACAUCCGCCUGAAACUUUGAAGCUUUCAGCUGAAAAAGAGGCACAACGCCCAGGGCCCACACUGGGGAGAGUUGCGUUGUGGCCUUGGGAGUUGCCGCAACUCUUGGAGGGCCGGCUGAUGGUCAAAGUAUCCCAACGGCCUUCACCUCACUAACGGCGCCGCUCUCUAGCCCCAGGCAGUGCAAUAAACGGGGCCCCCACUAGAUAAAGGCCCCGCCAGUUCUUCCAGACUGACACUAGCUCCCCCGCAGCUGACGGGAUAUCACUUGCUGGCCACAAAAUCGCUCGGCUUUGGCACCCGUCACCAACACACACGCCCCGAGGAGUCGCUACUCGCAGUGAGUCGAAGGAGAACACGGCGACACAAGUGCCUGAUCCAUCACUUAAGGCCAGCGAAGAGGUGCUGCGUGCUGGAGUUACGAGCUUGGACUGGCUUGCCCCGCGCAGGCGGGGCCCGAACACCCGGGGGGCCCACUGCAAAGCUUUGGUGGCUGUCAAGCACAGACGCAACGACAAACCCCCCCGCGGCGCUGUCUGGCGCUUCCUAGUUAGAAGCACAGGGAAGCAGGCAAGCCAACUAGUACGCCUUCGCCCAUCCACGUGCAAACGAGCGCGCAGCGUCUGCGGCUUUGGAAUUGGGGGCGCCUGCCGUCGUCCAAAUCGAGCGCCGAAGCCUCGAGGGACAUAAAACGCAUCAAGGAGAACCAGCGGAAGCCUUUGAAAAUUUCCAAGAGCUCCGCGCACGACGUCACUGCGAAGGGGGGCGCGUACAGCUUCGACCCCUCGGGCGGCAAGUUCUUGCUUAAUUUCUAUCGCAGCCUACUAUAGGGAUCAGCGCUAAGGGCAGUGCUCCGCAGGGUGUUGCCAAUUCGGCGCCUAUCUUGGUCGCAUUCGAUCGUCCGCGUGCGAAUCUUCGGGACUGACAACAAGAGGAGGCUGGACCGUAAUGCGACACACGAGGUGGGGGAGCGCUGCGCCGUUACUACCUGAGAAGGCCUCGGAGUGCACCUGGUGGGAGCGCGAUUUCGUGCUUGCUUGUCGACUAAUACCAAGGGAGCAGGUGCUGCUCCCGUGUGGGACUUACUAACUUCGCUCCCUGAGUUCCCAUCUUCUUCAACAGUGAGGCCCAUGGCGGGCACUGUUGUGAAGUCCCCACGGGGUGGGCCAUCGGCGCGCAGUGUUGUGCUUGCUUGCUAGUGACAUGCUCGCCAGCCAGUCCACGGAUUGGUCUUCUGGUUCGAGCACACACAGGCGCCAGAAAUCAUGGGCCAGGCUGCUCUUGUCGUCGCUCUUGCUGUGAUUUUUGGUCAGUGCUCCUUCCUUGUUCCGAUGGUUGGAUGUGCUGUCGAUGAAAACUAAGAGGCUGGCCUCCUGCUCUGCAAGAGUUUGGGCCAGCGUUGUAAGGCCGCGAUGGCGGCGCCAGUCUCAUAGUAUUCAAUAGGCUUGCACCCGCUGGCGACUUGCUACCACGCAGAGAGGCGCCGCCGCCCAUCGCCAACAACCAGACAAGGAGCAAAGCGCCCGCGCUGCUGGCCAUUGAGAUUGACCCACUCGAUCGCGGCGCCAGUCCACAGCCUGGCUCUUCGUGGUUCUCCUUCCACAGAGAUGCAACGCCGAAGACGGUCACUCUGGAGCCCAGCGCGAAACCACUGCAGCGCGCAUCUCAAUCGCCCGCCCGUCAUGGUGUUCUGGGUGGCCCUUGUAUGCUUGGCGGCAUAGUGGCACCAAGAUGAAGGCUUGGCUGACUCUUCCGGGUAGCGAGCUGCACGCGAGCGACAGCUGCCCGCUCAGUUUGUCUGCCUCACUAUUGGACAUCUCCCCUCCUUGAAGGAAACGAUCCAGCGCCGCCAGGGUCUUGCCCCGCCCUCGUGGGCAGAUCUGCGCCCCAAUCCCUGUGGGGCCUCUCACCGUGUAGAGGGUCCCAAGAAGUCGGACGCUGCUGCCGCUCUCAAGCUUUGCUGGCUCAGGCCGUGCCUUGAUGAGCUCCCGCGCCCGGUUCAGGUUCUCGCUCUUGGUGGGCGACGUCUCUGCGCCACUCGGUGUUUUCCUGCGUAGCAGGCGCGUGAACUCAUUACUUUGAGCAUCUGAUCUCCGGGAUUCCUGGCAGACAGUCGUCGUCUAGUACUCUGAAGGAUGAAGCGCAAGGCGCUGAAGUUUGCUACUGCUGGCUAAAGCUGAACGAGUAGCAAGGCAUGCUGCGGCCAGCCUCGAGCUGGUUUGUUCUUGGAUUCAGACGCACCAAGUCCAGGACCGCGUAGCGCCGACGCGGCAGCUUGAGCCCCAGAGGCUUGCAAGCAUCUGACUCGCCACCAUGAUUCACAGAAGUAGACUCCUCUGCUUCCGGUGUGGUUCUUUGCCGGCGGACCUUCCUCAUCAAGGCUGGCGCCGUCUGUGCGAGGUGAUCACCUCGACAAAGACUGAACGAUAGGCGUGCGCGUUGCGCACGCUGCGCUGGCUCUACCCCUCUUGGAGUUGUCGACCGGGCGCCGCUUGAUAUUUAUACGGCACAGGCAGCAAUGACCGCAGGCGUCAGCAGGCGCAGCUCCUUCGAGAGAUCGGAGGGCCCCUCCAGUUGUCUUGCUUCGCAGUGCGACAGGGAUGCCUGGCGAGCCUCCUCGGCGCCCUUGCUUUUCUUCCUUUGCAUCUGCGUAAGCCGGGCGCAGUCACUCAUGACCUCGCCACGCCUGCUCAGUAGUUGGUCGCGGGUGGCUGAGUCUGGGCCACACUACCGGAAGAGCCGCGACGUGGAUAGCAGGACGAAAGCCGCUCGCCAAGCGCUGGCGAAGCUUCUCGCCGUUCGUAUCUGCUGACUGGGGCCAUCACCUCCCCGAGGGGGCCGACGCUGAUCGCCUCCCACAUCGGACGACUUGCGCCGGCGCUGUGCAACUUUUCAGCGAACUCCGCUUCCCUAUCCGCUGCGCUGCCCUCUACAUUGUCUGCCGCUGUGUUAUUUCUUACCGCUUCGCCAACCCUUCUGAAAUCGCUUGCGAUCUUCGAUGCGUGGGGGCUGAGGGUGGUUGCGCGCCCGGCUUUCGCAGUACUUCAGCGCUGUCGCCUGCGUUUCCAGUUGAGGGCUGGCGUCUUUUGUUUCGUAAUCGAUGGCAUUCUGCCAACCCCGCGACAGAGACUCCGGGGAACCGAAAAGCCAAGGCCUUGCGCGCUUGGUCUUUAAUGGACUCGCUUUCAAUCGAGUGAAACAACCCACCUCGGGGCAGUUUUGAGCGGAGCCCUUCUGACUUCCUUUCGUCCCUCUUAUACGCCCAACCCCCGCGGGCUCCUCUUAAAUAUGCGGGCGGUGCUCCCCUACUGUCUUGCCCAAGGUCUGAGCUUGAGAAAAAAUUAGACGCCGUAGGGUCUGACGCAUCUGCCUACUCAAUUUCAUCCUGGAGCCCCGCUCUGUCUUUGUUCUUCUUCAUCAUUCUCACGAAGUAAAGCGGUGGGGAUGGCUUCUUGCUCUCCCUCUAGUCAGGCUCGUUUCUUACUCCCAGAGGCUGGAGAGGCUGGCAACCGCCCUGGCCCUUUCGGGCCUUGGUUCUGAUUCAGGCCACUGCGUCCGUGUUUUCCAGCGUGGCUGCUAGCUGGAAUUUCCAGGACUGUGUUGCCACCAUGGGUUGCCCGAGUGGUUCUGGCCCCAGAUCGCACGCAAGGCAUGCCCUGCGCGUGUAAUCGGGCUCAAUCGAUAAGAUUCGCGCUCCUCGUCGGAUGCUUGCCUCCUGCCCUAGGGAAGGCGCUUCAUUCAUAAACAGCGCCGACCAAUGCCGGGCCCUUCCUUGGAAGGGGGGCCUGAUGCUGGGUAGUCCCGUCGACAGUUAUUGCCGGCUUCGGAGUACGGAUCUGGGCAGCAUUCCACUGGACGGAGUGGAAUCUACCAGAAAGGCUAAGGCCGCUCGCCGUGGUCUAUGUCGAUCGAAAUGCCAUGAAGAUUCUGAAAGGUCUGAAGGACUAAGGCCACCAAAAUGACCAAGGCCGCCAGACGAAAGCAGUAAAACAUGGGCGCCAUUCCAAACGCCUCGGCCAUGGUCGGGGCGGGUGUCCAUGGUCUCCCGCGUCUGGCAGUCUGGUAGCGGAUUGACGGGCGUGCCGUCACUGUAAGUGACUUUUCAACUACGUUUUCAGACUAAGAGAAAGUAGUCAAGAAAGAAGUAUAAGAUCAGCGGUAGGCUGAAUUUUCGGUGCAUAAAGUCUGUAUAUCUUUUGUUGUUUUCUUUGAAGAAAGUGAAAGUAAAGAAGGAAGAAGAAAGUAAGAGAAAGUAAAAGAAAGAAGAUAAAGUUGUGUAAGUUUUGUUGGAACGGAACGAGACCGAACACGACGAGAGACACAAAAACUGAAACUGAUGAUGGUGCGCCAUCCAUAACUAAAGACGUUCUAAACAACUUCGAACGAUUUUUGUAUCACCUUGAUGAUUGUAAUGAGCCAUUAGGUUUUGUUUUUACCCAUAAAGUACCAACAUCGACGUCCUUGGCGAUCGAUGAGUUGCGAUCAAAGUAUCGCUGUUCGAUUAGUUGACAACAACUAGAUUAGCCACUUACAACUGGGGGCUGUUCAAAUCACGAAUUGAAAGAUUUUUUGGGUAAUUUCGUAAAGUUUUGAAUAAGUCGGCUUAACAGUAGAGUAUGCAACUCUCGAGCGGGGGCCACAACCCGACGAGAGGUGAUAGAUUCAUCACACAUUUAAAGACCCUCAAAUCACCAAUGAAAGAGGAAUAAAAACAUGGGCAAGCCGGCAAACUAACGCUCAAGUUUUUGAUCAAGAACGUUCUGGAGGAUAAUCGUCGAUCCUUUUCAUUCGGGCACCUGGUUUUCUGCAACUCGUCGUCUCGCGCAGAAUCCAGUAAGCCGCCUACUUCUACUUCGUCUCGAAAAAACUACUUCUCCUUCCUCUCCUUCGCCAGAUGUUUAAAAUUCUGAGACAAGUCAAGGAGAAUAGCGAAACUAUCAUUGAGGAAUUGCGAAGAUUUUGGCGAUCAGUAGAACAAACAUUACGCCAAAUCAUCUACGCUGAGAACCGUCGGGCGGAGGACAUCCAGACGGAACUUCGGUUCCUCCGCACCGAGGUGCAGUUGUUACGGGAACAACUGCUACCACCGGAAGUAGCAAGGGUGCACGAUCACCGAGCUGCACACCUAGACUUCGUUGCGGAAAGAGGACCGAUAAACCUGCAACCGCACAACCAACCGAUUGCUCACUAUCAAGAAGUCGACGAGAUGAGUCAAAAUUCGUCGGCUUAUUCAGCAAAUUCGUAAGAGACAACUGCGAGUCUCGAUUUUCAAGAUUUCGGCUUCCUCUCUUUGCGAGAGAUCGACAGAAGCACUCUCGACGCGGGGACUGACUCCCCUACCGGUAUUAAUAUACCAAAUUCAAAACUCUUGUUGUUUUUCUCAUUGGUAAAAGUACACAUUUCCGAUAUCUUCCACCUGCUGCAACGGGUACUCUCAUGGACCAAACAAGCUAGGUUAUUUGCGGCGGCAGUGGAGGGAACCGGGACGAAUAUUCGGAUGCGAUUUUUCUUGCCGAUGGACUUUACAAAAUUCCGGUGGGCUUUCAUGUGCGUUUGACCUCGCUUUGACGGAUAAAGUACACGCGUUUCAAGUGGGGCACACGACACCUUCAUACGAGUCCAGUACGUUAGACCUUGGGCCCGAUAUACCUUGGAUCUCGGUUUUACCUUGGGUUACGUGUUAUCUUGGGUUACGUUUUACCUUGGUUCACGCUUUACUUUGGGUUACGUUUUACCUUGGGUUACGUUUUACCUUGGGUUACGUUUUACCUUGGGUUACGUUUUACCUUGGGUCACGUUUUACCUUGGGUUACGUUUUACCUCGGGUUGCGCUUUCAUUUUGGGUUUUUUGAGUACGUUGAAUCUUGGGUUGACGUACGGUCUUGCGAGUUUCAAGCUGGGACUUCGCGCGCGUUGGAUUGCGUUUCUGACGUACGUUUGCGAGUUCAAGUGGACUACGUUUUCGGGUACGUGGAUUCUGGUUUCCGGUUUGACGAUUCAACUCGAGUUUCAAGGGGUCUCGGUACUUACACAAAGUUGGUUUCGGUUUACGCUUGGGCACGAGUUUCAAGUCGAGGAGACGACACGUUUCCGAGUUUCAAGCGCCGAACGGGUUUCGUCUCCGAACUUCGUCGUUUGGGGACGAUUUUACGGGUUUUCGGCACCGACGCCGAUAUCUUGCUGCCAAAAUACAAGGGGGCCUCAUCGCAAAUUUUCAAAAUUUGCAUUUUCUGGACCAUUUUCCACGGACUUAAACGCGCAGGAUUUUCAGAAUCUUCACGUCCACACUUUCGGCGUUUACAAAUUUCAAGAUCAAAGUUCGGUCGAGACCAAACGUUAGUCGAAGCAGGGACUCAGUUCCCCAACGGUAUAAAUAUACCAAAUCCACUCUGGUUGACCGCGGUCAAAAAGUUUCAAUAUUGGUUGCGAAGUUGAGCGUUUCCAUUUUCUCCCACGGAUACUCUCAUGAACGAUUCCAGACAGGUAAAUGCUUGCGGCGGCCGUGGAUGAGGGAUUUUUACCGUUCUAAUUUCGGCCUACGUUUUCGAUUGGAUUUGGACUUGGAGCACUGUUUCGCAGUUCGAGGAUCGAUUGUUUUUCGCUUCCGAUUUCAACUCACUUGAUCACUUUCGAAACGAUCAAGGGAGACAAACAACAGCAACUAUUUCUAGUGGUGGAGAAAGAUGAGCUCGCCGUCAGGCGAUGGCGGGUUCGACCCAUCAUCGUCGUCAUCUUCUAGUAGACCAGUGCUGGAGACAACACCCAGAAUGAACAUGGGCUCUCCAGAGGAUGGCCAGGGAGGACGGAUUUCAGUGAAGUCUUCGUCACCUCCUCCACCUCCCUCGCCACCACCUAGAUCAUCUGCAAUUUCGAAGCGUCCACUGAUAGCGGGAUGCACUUGCGUCAUAGCAGAUAACAACAACAGAAGUGGUUACCACAUCUUUCUCAGGCGUUGCGAUGGAAACCGCUCUCAUGUAGCACUGCUGGAGAUCGUCGCGGUAAAUCCAGCAGAAGGAUGGAGCCCAACAAUAGAUCAAAAGUUGUGGCCCAUGUCGAUGCAGGAAAGCGCUGCAGAACGACUGUCGGACCUAGAAAUGGUAAACGAAAAAGGAGAGCUCAUCUACAUGAGACUAGUCACUCUCCAUGAAAAAUUUGUAGUGCGUGAUCCAACAACUCCAAACUUCUUCUCUGCUUCGGGAACUACAUUUUCAACGCUGCUGGAUACAGUGGCAGGGAUCACAGACUACUACGUUUUGCCGAGUCCAGAGACUCCAACCGAGCCGACUCGUGGUAGGAAGAGCAGCAAGAGGAAGUCGAGACGGAGUCGGGAUACGUCGUCUGACUCAUCGGCUAGUGGUGAAAAAGGAUCAUCAGUACAGCAACAACUACUACAACAAAUUUCGCAGGCGGUAAUCAAUUUAUCGAACACGCCAGCCCGCGAGGGCAUCGACAAGGAGGACUUGCAAGAAGUUCUCACAGCAGUAGUUGAAAACUCUAAUGAGACGAUGCGCGAAGUUAUCGAGAACGCACAAAGCAGCUCGUCGGCAUAUGAUUCUAGUGGUGCAAAUCCGCAAAAGGCGAUCGCAAAUGUCAAGAGGGAGUGCCAGGGUAAGAUCAAGUUCGACAACCCCAGCACUUUCGAGCAUGAGCUCAAGAAAUUCAAGACGGCUUGCUCGCAGCAAGGCCUAAAGAAUUCUUGGGACUUCAUUCGAACUCUAGAAUCUUGCACGGUUGAGAAUAGUAGCGCUCAAUCGCACAUGGCCGACUUCGUUCGCAUUGUCACCGAAGAUGUCUACUACAGCGACACGAAACUGGAUAGCGACCAGUGGGACGAGCUUCAGACAUUUUUGCUCGAUGAGUUUUUGCCAGAACGCGUGGGUACUCGAGUGGCGAAGAAGCAGACAGAGUCAACUCGCGAGUACAAUGCAUUACGAGCAACUGACGCCGACGUAGCCAACCUCAAAGCCUUCGACAAAUUCUGCACUCGUUAUCGCAUAGCAAGAGCGCGACUGAUGGAAGCAGGAGUAGUUGUCCAGUCGCUCAGAGAAGUGCCAGACUUCAUCGAAAAACUACCGCCAGCAGUCAAGUCAUUCGUAGAACUACAACAAGAAGACGCAGUCCCGAAUUGCGUAGAAGUGCCCUCUGACAAAGUGCUUCAGAUCCUUGGAAGUCAAGCACCGCAAGAUCCUAUGCGAUCACAUCUUGGCCCGAUUGGUGGUGGCAAGCCCAUCUCUGUCAUCAACAUCGUACGAAGAUGGAUUGCAGCACAGCCAUCAGGUGGAACAUCAAGGACAGGCGUUUGGGAGGCUCGCCCGAAGUCAGAUGUUAGCAAAGGUAAAGGAGAUAAGAGAAAUAAGGGCAAGGGCAAAGGAGACGACAAAAGUGGUGGUGGUAGUCGUAGUACGAAGGACAAAGGAAAAGGCAAAGGAAAUAAAGGGGAUAAUAUCGAUCCCAAGAAAGUUCCACAAUGUGGGUUUUGUGGUGGACAACAUCCUGGCAUCAGAGGUUGCCCUUCGAAGCUGCUUGAUAAGGACGAGCGAGUCAAGUUGUUCAAGCAGGGCGACAAGUGCAACUUCAAAUACAAGGGUGUAGAGUGUAGAUCAAGAACUCAUCGCGCCAAACAACACAACGAGCAGUUGCGGAAAGAGAAAGGAGCUUCAACGUCACACGUUGCCGCUUUGGAUGGUUAUCCAGAGGAGAGAGACGACGCGCCAGCUUGUACGGAUUUGGAACCAUCAGCAGAAGACAUCCAGCGUGGAGUAUUCGCAGGUCUUGUCAAGACAGACCUCUUCGCGAUUAGAACGAAAGAGAACUCUUCUGCUAGUGGUGACGUUUCCUCAUCUACAGCCUCUACGUCUACUUCCACUACUUCAGACGAGGAAAAAGUGCAGGAGUUCUACGAUCACUAUGUUAGCAACAACAAGCUCGAUUUCGUGGCAUUCCAACAACAGCAAGCUUUUGCAGUAUCAGAGUUUUCACCUUCGACCAACAACUUUUCGGCACAGCAAUUAGUUGUCACAUCUUCUAAACAUGACGAGAAACAAGAACAGGAGACGCAGAUCGCUGCAGAUCAGCUAGUAGAGGAGACCAAAAACAAGGAACCAGAAAAGAUUUCCAUCAACAUAGUUAGUGGUAGGGAUCAUCUCGAAUCUUGGUUGAAGAUCGGAGACACCUUUCUCAAGGUCAAAGACGACUCUUGCUCAGGAAAGACGCUCUUAGAUCGCAGGUGUUUCAACAGUUUGAAAAAAGACGAAGGAGCAAAGAAAGAAAUCCUACGCGAGUUUUCUGGUCCUCCGAUCGAGUGCAUGUCGUUUAAGGAUGACGACAGGGGCGAGAUCUCUUCUGACUAUGCAGUUAUUCGCGCACAUCGUAUCGACGCCAUCAGCAACAAGCUGUACCCUGUGCUUUUCGUUUUCUUGCUCUUGGCGAUGGCUUUUCCGUGCUUGGUCGGUUUUCCGACACUCGAGUUUCAACAGUUCACACCAACGUACUACGAUUUCGGGUCAGGUCCACAACAUGUAGGGACGUACUACUACAUUAACGACAAUGACAACAUUUCGCGAGAAAUUUACACUCCUCGCGACUACUUCGACGAUUGUGUUGUAGCUGCCACUUUUGCUUCUCCAACGAACAGGACACAGAUAGGGUCAAACCCAUUCCAUGUCUACAUUGCUGCUUCUACUGCGAAAGCCACCCGCAAAGCCAAGUGGGCCGGUAAGUUUGAGGAACUACAAGCAGCAAUCGCAAAGAAGGACAAGGAGCGAUCCGAGUACAAACGUCUAGAUCCAUCUUCUAAGGAGUACAAAGAUGAGCUUAGAGCAGCAGCGAAGAAAAAGUACGCUUGGGUGGGGCAUAAAUGCAAGGAGGCACUUGACGUCUUAGUGCAAGAAAUUGCCAACCACUCUGAGAUCAUCUGGAGAAAAGGAAUUCGUUUCAAAACAGUUAAGGGCAUCGUCUACGACCCACAAGUCGAUCCAGAGCUGGAGCGCAAACAUCGACAUCGAUUCGCGAAGAUGAUCAACUACACGCCAACGGAGUUCGAUACGAUUCGUGGCGAUGCACACGUCAGGUGGAUGAUCGAGGAUGGAUUAGCAAAAGAAAUAAAUCAUCCCACUCGUUACCACAGUCCUACUUUUGUCAUCGAUCAAGAUGGUAAACAGGAGCUAGGUCGUUUCAUCUACAACCACACCGGCGUGAAUGACAUCACAGUUCCACACCGUUUUCCACAACCUACGAUUGCAGACUUCUUGGAAUUUGCAAAACCAAACGCUUUGCAUUUCACCGGCGAUUUAGUGCAAGGAUACAAUCAGAUCGAACUAUCGCCACUCGCAAAAGAACUAUACACCUUCGUCUGGAACAAGCGCAAGUUUGAGCCGCAGACGAUGGGCUUUGGUGGUUCUGAUUUUCCUAGUUUCUUUCAAUCUGCAGUACAGGGAGACAUCACUCAUGCAGAGCUUUUCGACAUCGUGAAGAACUUUUUGGAUGAUCUCUAUGCGGGUACACCAGCUGAAAACGGGGAGAUUACUCCUGCAGUGAUCAAGGAGCACGUUCGCAGAUGUGUGCUCAUUUUGAAGAUGCUCGCCCAACGAGGAUGGCUGUUGAAUUGGGACAAGACAAAUUUCAUCAGCGAGGAAGCAUCUCUUCUAGGUCACGCCGUUCGUCGUGGAGUAUCAGUCAGCAAGAAGCACAAGUUGAUGAUGCAACAACUUCCAGAGCCAAAGUCUAUUGAUGACGUUGUGAGCUUCAGAUGUAUGGGGCAAUGGUUAAGCAAGUUUUAUCCAUAUUUCGGAGAGAUCAUCCUUCCGCUGAAUCGCUACAGCAAGAAAGGCGUUUCGUUUGAAAGCGAUUUUCUCAAAGACGACAACGGCAAGAAGGCAGUAGACAUGUUGCGCAAGAACAUUACAGAGAUCGAGCUUUCUCCGCCUCGUAACAAUUGGAAGUGGCACAUCUUAUGCGACUCUUCUGACGUUUGCGCCGCAUAUUGGUUGAUCCAGACGGAUCCUGAGGGACAUCAGAAACCAAUCAUUAUCGACCUCGACUACAAAGUUUUCAAGGGUUACGAGAUCUUUUGGAACAUCACAGAAAAAGAAUUCGACGCAGUGCGUUUUGCUAUGUUAGGCUGCAAGGACACCAUUCGUGGACAGCAUGUCAUUACUCAUCAUGAUCAUCGCAACAACGACAACAUCAAAGAAAGGACAAAGGAUCGUCUUCAACGAGAUCUAUCUAGUAAGCGAGUUUUGAAGAAGACGAAUCGAUGGGCUUUAGACAUCUUCCAGGAGUGCGGGGACACAUUCGAAUUCUCGUUGACACCAGGAGCGGACCUUCCAGGGCCCGACUUCUUGUCUCGUCAUUUUCCUGGAGCCGAUGCAGCAAAGUGCGAGUUUGGGCGUGCUAUCGCUGACGGUAUGCCAGUUCGCGAGUUAGUUGUUCGUUUGUACGGGAUCGAGUUAGCCGAUGAAUUUCUACCGACGUUAGAUCGUUUUCGAGAGGCACAUGUAGAACGUGCUCGCAAGGAACGAGUGCGCGCUACAACUAAGCCGGUGGCACCUGUUAAGGUGCCAAAGGCGAAGGCAAAAUCUUCGUCUAAGCCCAACAAACUAGUCGUAGCUUCCUUAUCAUUAGCAGCAACAUCAGCGCAACAAGCUUGCCUCAGCGACAUCGUGAACAAGCUGCCGAACUUUCCUAACAAUUUUCCUCCGACAAAUUCGACAACAUUUACGGAGGCAGCAGAACGCGCUCGAGUUUGUGUCACGAUCGCGAAACGCAAAGCAGCGCAGCUUCGUCUUCCGUCUACCAUCAUACCAGGGGAGGUCGCAGUACGACACUGGACCGACGAUCGAGGUUUUGGAUACGUCAUCAAGGUGAAGGAGGCCUUCCCGUGUCGUGAUGGACAGAAGAGAAAAGAACUCUGGCUGUCGCAAAAAGUGCUCGGACACCGCAGAGCACUGAAGUAUAUGCAGUAUGCACUUCGUGGUAGUUCUGCUGAAGUCAAAUCGAAGAACUUCAAGCUGAAUGCUAGGUAUCAGGACGAGCCAUUCUAUGACGAUGGCAGUUUUUCGAUGGCGAAUUGGACGCAGUAGCGCCUGUUGUUAAUGAGCCACAAGAUGUCUCUGCUUUACGAGAUGCUGCACCAGUAGAAGAGCAGCAACAAGACUCAUCUUCUGCUUCACCACUUGUUUUACAACAAUCAGCAUCGGACGAACAGAAACUAAGUGACGAGAUUACAUCUAGUGAACUUCAUCAAGCAGAGCAUGGAGGCAGCAGCAAUGCUACAGACAACGACGCAGAUCUUGCAUGUCCUCCAGCUAGUGACGUACUUCAAGAGAUGCAGCAGGGGUUUACACCUGGUAAGGCAGUGAUCCACAUCGAUCUAGAGGCUAUCGACAUCAAUAUGCAAGAGUUUCUAGAUGCACAACGUGACUACGUCGAACAACGUGGCAAGCGUGGACUACUCAACGACUUCGCCUGGCUACCACUAGCAAACUACACAGAAAAGAAAAUCUUGCGCAAGCAGACCUUUGACGAGUUCGCGUUUUCCUACAGAGUAUUCGUACCGAAGAAGUAUCGCGCAAGUAUCCUUCAAUACUUCCACUGCUCACCACUCGACGCAGGACAUCAAGGUCGCGAUACUACACUAGCAAGGAUCAGACAACAUUUUUUGUGGGAAGGGAUGCGACGUCAAGUUCGUGUUUUCUGCAGAGCAUGCAAGAUUUGCGCACAGAGUAAGCGACGCGCGAUCGUCAGAUCAUAUCCGAGAUCUAGUAUGCUUACGCAUCCUUUUGACUCUUAUGAGAUCGACUUCGUUGGACCUCUAACACCUUGCAUGGAUUUCGUCUACGUCCUCACUUGUAUCUGCCGUUUUAGUGGUUGGAUUUUUCUACGUUGCGUGAAGGAAGCAACUUCGGAGGCAGUGGCGAAAUUUCUCUUCGAGGAUGUGGUCUGUUCCUAUGGACCGUUUCGAGAGCUACGCAGCGAUCGUGGUUCGCAUUUCAUUGCGCAGAUUAUCAUCAAGAUGAGCGAGAUGUUUCAUUUUCGUCACGUUCGAGGUAGUGCAUACAACCCCACAUCUCAGUCACUCAUCGAAAGAACACAUCGACUUCUCAACGAGUACCUUCGCAGUUUUCUACUUCAAACAGGAGGUCGCGCUGAUUGGGUGCAGUACGUUAUGCCUUUUCAGUGGGCUUUUCGAUGCCACACGCAGACAGGUCGUUUUGGACUUUCACCAUUUCAAGUUGUACAUGGGUGGAUGCCUUCGUCUACAUUACAUUUUUCAACCGGUUCCAGUAGCGAGUAUUUCGAAAAGUACUGGAUCGAGCGACUCGAAUGGUUGGCAGAGACUCACGAUAUGAUUCGCGAGCGAGCAGAAGAACUCAUCGAGGCAUAUGUAGAUCAGGUAAAAGAUCACGGCAUUCGAGUUGGCGACCUAGUUUACGUGGCUAAUACAGCUUUCGAGCACAACACUGGAAUUUCUCAUCGCCUGCAGCCUUUGGCGCGCGGUCCGUUCCGUGUUGUGGAAACGUAUGGACAGGCGAUUUUAGUCGAGUCGAUGGACAACGUGGCUCCGAAGAAAUCGUUUAAGGUCAACGCUUCGCGGGUGAUCCCUUUGAAGGAUUACCAUUCCGAAUACGCAUAAUUCGACUUCUCUUCAAGCAUAUGAUAUUUGUCCAACCUUGUCACGCACAAAACAACUUUGGAAAAACCUUGAGUCGGCUACGAGACAAGUUGGAGUGUACAAUGAGGGGAAGGAGUUGAAAACUUUUUCUGCUAAAUUGUCCACGUUCAAAAUCAUAUGCCACUUACUACGGAUUCAUUUCGAAUGUCUUUCAAAUCCUCAAUAUUUGUUAACAUUCAACUAAGUUUGCUUCUCCAGUACAAGUAACAGAAAGUUAGUUUCUCUCACUUGUAAAAUAAAAACAGCUACGACUUCCACUUAAGGGUGCUUUAACUUGUUUAACAGUAUCCACAACAGUACGCUUCGCGCGAGUUACAAGUAAAAAGUUACAUUUCUACUACGACUUGCUUCACGCAGAAUAUUACUUAGAUUGCGCUGACAUCAGUAAUAUUUGUGCUUUCGACUACCGUCCCGGCAGGACUUUGACAUCUUUCGUUCACUUAUUCUGUUCAGUUUUCAAGUUCUAAGAGUUCGACUAACAGUUUACUCAGUCAGAAGUAGGGAGAAAAGUGCUGAAGUAAAGGAUACUUCAGCACUAUACAACAGUAAGUAGGGAGUGAGACAAGACACGCUGCUCCGGCCAGCGACCAACCGGGUUUACCUUUUGCUUAACAACAAGUUUUACUACUGUUUCUUUGCGUUGCAUCACAGUAGCCAUUAAGUUACAUGUCUUGUCUAAAGAAGUUCCAACAUGAAAAACACACUUACGGGAGUACUUUUAGUUUAACAUAUUUUGAAGUAUUUUUGACAGAUCGAAAGUUGCUUGCGUAAUGUUGUCAUCCCACUACAGAAAACUAGGAGGCAGGGUUAUACAAGUAGUUUUGUUGUACUAACGUUUGUAGUUUUCUUUCUUGACUAGGAGGCAGGGUUGUAAGUGACUUUUCAACUACGUUUUCAGACUAAGAGAAAGUAGUCAAGAAAGAAGUAUAAGAUCAGCGGUAGGCUGAAUUUUCGGUGCAUAAAGUCUGUAUAUCUUUUGUUGUUUUCUUUGAAGAAAGUGAAAGUAAAGAAGGAAGAAGAAAGUAAGAGAAAGUAAAAGAAAGAAGAUAAAGUUGUGUAAGUUUUGUUGGAACGGAACGAGACCGAACACGACGAGAGACACAAAAACUGAAACUGAUGAUGGUGCGCCAUCCAUAACUAAAGACGUUCUAAACAACUUCGAACGAUUUUUGUAUCACCUUGAUGAUUGUAAUGAACCUUUAGGUUUUGUUUUUACCCAUAAAAUACCAACAUCGACGUCCUUGGCGAUCGAUGAGUUGCGAUCAAAGUAUCGCUGUUCGAUUAGUUGGCAACAACUAGAUUAGCCAUUUACAGUCACGCGGGUGCCUCUAGUUUUGUCUCCUCUCUCUUUCGUUGUUUCAAUCUCUCAGCCCAGUCAAGGACAAAGCACCACCGGAAAGACCCCUGGAAAGCUUGUGCCCUUAGAUGCGUAUCGCUCCAAAGUCAUGGAUAAGCGGGCAAAGCUAGGGCCUUCGGCGUCUCAGAUAGGAGGCGCCGCGUGUUCCCAUAGCCGUAGCCAUGUCCGUAAAUUCCCACUGAGUUCCGACCAGUUCAAAGCGCAUAAAGAUCGCCAAAGCGCAUGCUCGUGGUAAGUUGAGUUUUUGCGUGAUCUGAUGCAUAUUCAUCCAGAGGGCUUAGAUAGGUCUAGACGGGUGCCGGCGUAGGUGAUCGCAUGAGGCUGAUGGCGACGGCGUGGAGCUAUUCAUAUGGGCGCGUGAAAUGUUCCCCAUCAUGCAACCCCCUGAGACAGUAGAGACGGCCCCGCGGCCCCAAUGGAUAUCCACAGGGAUCAACAUCAAACCGGCCAGAGGUCGCCAGUCCUCUCAGGCUGUGAGUCCAACUGCAUCAAGCAGGAGCGCCGCUCGGCGUUUCUCCAUGAGAAACGUCCCAAGGCUUCGCAGUCUGUGGCCCUGUGGUUCAACUCCAACACGGGUGGGCGCUCUUAUGACUUGCAAGCGAAAGUUUUGGGUCAGAAGUAUACUCCCGAACAGAUUAGCGGCUUCAUAUUUCCAGAUAUCCCAGCUGUGACAGACAAUGAGCUUACUGAUGUGAUGCGGAUGAAGGAGCAUCUGACGAGCGUCGACGCAAGAUAUCUGCUAGCUCUGACGAAUGUCGAUUUUCUCAAGCACUUGCAUGACGAAUUUCGUCCUGAAUAUAGUGUUGAGCUCGCGGAUGUGCUCCGCUAUUACUGGACGCUAGCUUGCGGGUUCAGGCAUUUUUAUACCGUUUCGUCUAGGCAAGAAGCCCAUUUAGAUUUAUGAGGAGACUUUUUGAAGAAGCGCAACUACUUACCUGAAACUAAUCCUGCUAUUGAGCACGAAGGUUCAGAUCGCGUUUAAUACAGCGUUGCAGUUGAUUGCGCUUUUCCUUUUGUACAGCUACUUUCAUAAAUAGAUGGGAAAAUCGAGGAAGAGUGGGAAAGGCUCAUCGAGGAAAAAAGUGAGGCGGUGGAGGGCGGAUGGGUCAGAAAGUCAGAGAAGCACAUUGUGCUCUCGAAGAAAUACAGGCAAUUCGCACAAGUGAUCGAUAGCCGCAUUCGGUCAGGCACGGAGUGGGAUCCCAAGGUCCUGGCGGAUAUCAGAGAAGGUACUUAGUUACUGUUACUUUAUGACCACUAUAUCAAACGGGAAAGCUCUUUCACUUUCAAAAACACAAAAAAUUUUCAUACCACUCUUAAUACCAUUAGAAAAUAGAUAGCUUAACUCAAUAUUUAGUUAAAGUAGCUAGUUAAGGAUCUGGCGUGGCUGUGGAAGACCGGGUGGAGCUGUGCGGCUGGUGAGCAGAGUAUUUGUGGCAGGUAGCAUGGCACGAGUCUCCAUUUGAUGCCAAGAAUGAGAUAGAACCCAAGAAAUUUGAUGAUGUUGUGAUGUGCGGCACCACCUCGAAACCCAUCCACAACGGGAUCAACAAAUUCGGCAAAGUCUUGAAAUGAGAAUGAUAUCCGAGCAAGUUCCGAGCGCAAAUCCGGUGCCGAAAUACCUUAAGAAUGGGUUCAAAAUGAGGGCAGAUAAUGAAGAACUUAGCAUAUUGUAGUAGUAGAAUGAUAAUAAGAGAGGAAGACUCAGGGAUCUAGAAAGUAAAGGUUCGGACUUAAGUCAUAAUCUUCGACUCUAACAGCAUGACGCUGGUGCCAUAUCAUUCCCGAACCAUCAGACAGAGCAGGCCAGCUUAUGUGGGUCGUUAUGUUGUGUAAGAGUAGGCUUUGGUAGUACCAUAAUGGGGAAUCUACCUAGAGAAAUUGAAGAGUGGAGUAUUGCCUUAUUGAAAUCAUAUGUAGAAGAGACCCAUCUGGUUGCUGAUAUUCCUGAGUAUGUGGCCGACUUAGGUCUUUGCCCUAAGACUACACCUCGAAGCCGUAGGCGAUACCUCUUGGUUCAAGUCAAAGGCAGCAAAAACACAGCGGCGAAAUGGCUGAAAGGGGUACGGCAUUGCAUACGAACGAAGAGGCAGGCUUACCACAACUGUGUUGUGGUAGGCCUAAACAAGAACUCCAAGAAGGUGCUCAUCGUGCCCAUCAAUCAACAUACCAAGUGGGACGCCUGUGACCUAUCUGACCCACAGUUCUGGGCUGAGCCUGAAGCCCUAGGGCAGCGCCUGGAAGACCUUUGGAACGAGAUGACCACAUGCCCACUAGAUCAAAUCGGGGAAAUCACUUCGACCACGCAGGGCCAGCUUACUGAGGCCCGCUGCAGGUCUCAGUUUGUCCGACUUGCUCAGGGUGCCGGGCUAGUCUACGAAAUAAAUGGAAAAGGUUUUACCGUCGUGGAUGGCUUACUACACACACCAUCUGGCAAGAGUUUUCGAUGCCAGGAGCGGGUUAGCAAAUUCAAAAAGGACAGACAGAAACGCGUAGUGGGGCUAUGGGCAAAUCUUAAGCGGUACUAUAGGAUAAUCCGCACCAGAUAGGCAAUCAGCUAGGUGAUUUAUAAGAGUAUAUACGGGCUUUUCUGAUCUAGUGUAGCUGCAUCAUCUGAAUAGCUGCACCUUCAAUCCAGCGUAGCAUCGGAGUGCAAUGGAUAGGAUACGAUCCCCAUAGCAGUCGACACACCAACCACAACCAACCAUCUCAUACAGCAAAAACGGAGAAGGUUUUAAGGCUGAUGAGGUUGAUUGCGUCCUCAUCCACGUUCGCAAAGACGAGGGACCCGCAGAUGAUCUGUGGGGCACCUAUGUGGUGCCGAUCACCCAGCUGAUUGAGAACGGCUACGCGCCGAAGAAGCUCACGAGCGAGAGGCACUCGCGCCCUGCCAUCUUAUGAUUAGGCUCCCCAAUAUAUUUCUAGUCGAAUGUUUACACUUUGCUCCUAUUCAGAUGGUUGCUGAAGCACAAUAUUCCCUGCAGAAAUAGCUCUUACCUAGUUACAACGUGGAUCCUUGAUAAUUAUGAUUAUGAUGCAAUCUCUCAACUUGAUUCUAGGAGCGAAAACGAUCAGAGCAACUGGGUUGGUUCUAUUUGUCUCUACCCAAAGGGGCCUGCGUAUGUACGAUAUCCAAAGCCGAGCUGGAUAGACCAGUACUUGUUGAAGCAGAACGAUCGAAGAAGGGCACAACUUCCGAAGUGGCUCAAAUAGAGCUCAAUGCUGGAGCUAUUUGCUUAAUGGGGAACACGGUGGAACAGCGUGAUACUCGGGAACAGGAUUAUGAGGAAGAGCUUUCACCUUAAAUUCUUCUGCGUGCUGUCUUGAUCUGAUAGGUCUCAUAGAAGAGCUUCAUUUGAUUCAUCUACUUGAUUCCAAGGAUAAGCUUCAACGAAGCUCCUGCUGCGUAAUCUUGUAAGCAGUGCACCACUUGGCUAUGAUUUUCACUCGUGUCAAAUUCAUUUUAUUACUUGUCUAUCGAACGUUUUCCCUCAACAAUAUGCUAUAUGCUCACGCUUAAUCUCAAACUGACCUUCAAGAUUUCACUCCCAGAUGCUUUCCCAGUUGUGUGAUUUCACUCUUAGGCUAAACGGUUUUCCUUCAUGCAAAGUCAGUAACUUUAUCAAUUGAACCAAGCUAGUUUCUUUCUGUUCAAGGUUGUACAGGAUUGCCAAUGGAGACAAAAUGCUCCCCGGGCGUUGAGCGUAGAUGUCGCACUACAUCAAAAAAAUUAAGACAAGAGUACACAAUAGUGGAACUCAUAUGUUGACGAAUUUCCUCGAGAUGAACUAAGUCAGUACUGGCCUCCUAAAGUUUUUACAUUUGCGAUAAGGUCCGACUCGGAAGCCGUCGGCUCUAGAUCAAGGGCCAAAGUAAGUUUCCAAGUGAAUCCAAAUUGUUAAGUCUCGCGUCAGAGGUUCACUUCAAUCAAAAUAACUUGUAUGAUGUUGAUACUAUUCAAGAAAAAAUCUACCAAAAAUUGCGCAAAUCAGUCUGAACGACUGCAGCAUUGCUACUGGAGGAAAGAAGAAAAUCCCUCCAGCUAGCCAAACAGUGGCGAAAUCCAUUACAGGAGGUCGUCUUCUGCUGCUAACCUCAGGUCGAACUCGUGGACUACCAGAUUGGGAUUGAUGCAGACCCGCUGGUGCACUUUAGCAACUCCUUCAAGCCACUUCCAUUCCUCGAUCUUGUCGGUCGCAGAAGUGUUCGGCGGCCACAGUCUCGUAGGGUUCUUCACAUCGCCGGCCUCUAGCUUCUGGGUCUUGUCGUACUUCAGGUACAGCGCACGCCCGAGCGCGUUCUUCCGACGUUCUGUUUUCAUCACUCUGGCGACCACACGAUUACACUUUUCGCAGCCGAUGUGCCACUCCAUUUCGUUUGCAACCCUGCCCAGAUAUUCACGUCCAUCAUUUUCACCUGCAGCGCCAGCUGGUCGGCCAGCCGCAGGGGCUUCGCCAUCAGCGAUGGGCCUAGCUCUCUUGGAUGGCGGUUCGAUGUUUCCCGCCGAGACCCAUCUACCCCGGAGUCGCUUCUUGAUGAUUCUUUUUGCUCGUUCAUGGUCGUCACGCUCGAGAAUUUCGGCGAUGCAGUCCCUCAUCGUUUGCUCUGGAAUGUCGUUGUCGUACUCCAUGUCUUCAUCGAUGAGCAUCUCUAUGGUUGGCUGCAGGUCGUCAAAGGUGAUGGAGUUGACAUUCUCCCGAAGCAUGUCCCUGAACGUGAUCAGAUUGCCAUUGGAUUUGAUGUGGAUGGCUCCUUCCGGAAAUGACCAGUCGUAUGAUUCGAUCAUCCAGCAGUGACAGACCAAGCCGCAACAAAGACGAGAGUUAUCGUAGCAGUACUCGAACACCUUGACAGUCUCGUCUGUGGCCAUCUCGAACCCGUAGUACAUUCCGUUUUUGAUCUCUAUCACCAAGACCGGCCGUGAGUAUCGGUGCAAGUCGAUGAAAACUAGUGGCAUCACAUCUUUACUGAGACGCUUCGCCAGACCCAGAACGCGGACUAGAAUCAUGCUGAGCCGCAGCAACAGACGGAAGCUCUUGCGAUCGCGAGACAGCUUGAGGCCAGAGAAGACGGCCGUCUCUAACCCCUUCACGAAGUACGUCUCCGGGUGCGACAUGAUUUCCUGCGAUGUACAUUCACGAUGGAUUUCGCCUUUGAGACGUGUGGCUUCCGAGCUCAGAGGUCGGGACUUGACUAGGUCCUCCAAGUCCUUGAACUGCUGCACGCGGGUCUUCGCCUCCUUCGCUUUUGCGGCUGCUGCCUGAACAACCUCCUGUCGAUGUUGCGCCCGGAAGACCGCGGGACGAAUGGAUGGUGCUGGGAUGAUCUUAGACUCGUGGUCACGGAAGAACUGGGGCAUCGCCUCGAAGACUUCGAGUUUACUCAACCAGCUCAGACGUUGAUAUGAAAGUCUAAACUUUCCCUGCAGUUUUCUGAUCACCUUCGAAGCGAGGGAGACCCAUCUCCAAUGGGAUUCUCCCUCGGAGUCAGAUGUUGAUCCACUAACAACUACUUUUUCUACUACUUGUUGUCCUAUGUCCUCCUUGCCAGUCUUCGCGUACUCGUACAUCUGGCGACCGAAUCGAUUCAGCUCAUGCAGGCCUUUGAAGAGAGGAUCGAGGACCAAGCUGAGCCGUACUGAUUUCCGGGAGAAGAUGCUCAGCCACAAGUUGUAUGAUGGAUCCCACUUCUCAUAGUAGUACUGUCGGAGGACUAAACAACUAAACUUUGCCACUCGAGUCCACUCGGCCGGAGACCAAACUGCUGUUAGUGCGUCUUGAACGAAGCCGAGGAGGAUCUGGGGUAGAUGCUCCGCUACAUCGAACAGAAACGAAUGGGCCCCACCGUUGCAGUCGAGCAUUGGCCACAUGUUAGCCAGAGCAGCAUCGUACUCAGUCGAGUCACCUUCUACCAGCUGCAGCCCGUAGGUCAUCUUCAGGUGCAGCUUAUGAAACUGCCACGGCUUGCGAAUGAUACGCAUAUGAUGCCGCACCUCCUGCACAUCGAUGUCUUUCAGUGCAUCGAUCAACUCCUUCACCUUCCUUCGUGAUCCUGUGUCCGGCGCACCUCCAGCCGCAACUACAGGCUGACUAGCUGGAUCAGGUGGCACCUCCUCAUCUGCGUCUUCGUUGGGACUUGCGGCGUUCACGAUUGGACGGUCGUCCCCUUGUGGACCAGGUAAAGGGCCGUCGUUGAUAUUGCUGCACUCUGCCGGGAAUAGGUCAUCGAUGUCCACCUCUUGGCCUGCUUCGAGCUCAGCACUCAGCUCCUGAAGAGUUUCUUCUUCAUGCUGGGCUGUUCUCAGGGUAAUACGAGGCCCAUUGUAGAUGUGUUCGAGGAUAUGCAAGACCGUAGACCGCCACUUCAGGAUCCAUUCCCCAACAUAUGCGGUAGAAAACCAACGCGUUCUGACCAUACUCGUAAGGUGCGAAGCUGUGGAAAUUGAUGGGGAAGUAGGGUCUUCAGCUGAGCCUGUUCAAGGGGCUCUCGAAAAGUGCUUUCAGACUUUCAAGUUUCUGAAGAAUUUUCGGAUUUGACUUUCUUGGAGAGGUCAAAUCCGACGCUUAUUUUUGAAAGUCUGGACUCCAAACCCAUAUAGAAUCCGUUUGAAAGCGGUUUUCCUGAGAACCCCAAAUGAGCAGAAAAUUGAGUCUGAACUUCAAAUUCUUGCGGAAAAGGUCAGAAUUGAAAGUCUGGAGCCAUUUUGCGAAGCUCCCAGCAUUACAUUCUCAAUGAAAAGGGUUCGGAAAGUGAAGGAUUCUGGAUAGAAAAGCUUCAUGUCCUAAUCAUCAUGAAUCCAGAGACUCUGAAGUACCUGUGUCAAAGGAUUCGGCUGUGGUCCUCCCAGUCUCCACCUCGAUCUCCGGAAUCAUCACGUCAUCCUCCUCCGCCUGGUCGAUGCACUCGCGACGUGCAGUCUCGUAUGUUCCACGUAAGCUCUCACGAGCUAUAUUGCCCCCGGUAAAGUCGCGCAACGCCGCCUGGACUCGGUUUAUUUUCUUGCAUUUGUUUGCGUGGUUCGAAAGCCGGUGGUGCAGGCCGAUACGGCCUACACGCACCAGCUUUCUGGCCACUGCUGCCGCCGCGCGUACUUCCGAUUCUUCCUGAUCGGAAUCUAGUACCAACACUGGCACUUCUUCGGACGAAAUAGGUGCAGCGAAGAUGUUGAGAAGCUUCGGUCCUCCAAUGUAGUCCAGUAGCGCGAGGAGGCUGGUGACCUUCGGCUUCGAUGAUUCGUAUUGAGGAGGCUUCUUCUUCUGUUUAUCACCACCCGGAGCCGCAAGAGUCGGCUGCUGCAGGGGAAAAGGUUGCAUGAAUGACCUAAUUGGCGCCUGUCCAUCCGGAUCUGCCAUCGCAAGAUAAACCUGGAUAAGUUUAUGGAAUGGAUUCAAGUAAAUCUACCUAAACCCUAACUGCACCUUGAUUCGUUUUUCGAAAUAGUAACACGAUGAGUUCGCUUUGUACUCAUCAGCAAAGAACAAUGAUCCUAGAUGAGAAAUCUAAGCACCUGAUAGGCUGUCUUCUUCUCCUUUCCCUUCGUUGAGCCGUCACAUUGAAUAUUGACGCAACCUCCCCACUCAAGCCGAUCGAUUUCCUCUUUCUCAUAUGGCACUUCAGACAAUCCCACCGCCUUCGCAAGGAAUACCGAGAAGUCGACCACCCCGACAAGAAGCCGCUUCUGUGUUAUGGAUGCAAGAUGAUGACUCACGUGCGAGAAGUGAAGAAAUGGUAAGCGAUCUAAGAUGAGAGUGGUUGUAGGAAAACAGUUUUGCUCUCAUGUAGCAAACUCAGAGGAUAAAGCACCAGCAUAAAGUAGUCAGUCACUCCGUCGCCCACGAAGUGUUUCUCGAACUUCUGGGCUGCGAGAGCCGAGUUCUCUUCUAAGUCAUCGAGAUCAAACUCGCAGCGGUUUGCAAUGAACAGCAGCCUGUUGUGGUAUCCUCCGACUUCCUGCAUAAAUCUUAAGAAGUAGACCUGUGCGAGGUUGUGUUUCAAUUGGUGAACAAUAACGUAGUCCGAGCAUGUAACUGAUUUCUUUGAGUCGAUAACCAUGAAUCUCGAGUGACAACCAAAAGAGGAGUACCUGACGAAUCUAGUUUAAGUAGACUUAAUGUUUGGCACCGCCUCAUUCCCGUAGUCGUCGGCUGCAAUUCCACGACUGCGAUCGUAAUUCUUGUCGUUGAUGCCUUCCUGGUCGCGCCAAGCAUGAUAGGCAGGCCCAUGGUCACGAAUCCAAUUACACCGGACAUGCUGGGGCAAAAACCUGCGGACACUCAGAUUGCCAGACUCAAAGAAGUUGACACUAAAGUCCUGGUCCCCACGACGUUGGCCACGAGCUCCUACCGGCGGCAUAUUUCUGACUAAACUAUGACUGAAUCAAAUAGAAAUAUCUAGAGUCAAGGCCAACUUUAAGCGAGAGGAAGAUGAGGGGGCGGGGGUCUACACGUAACGUUCGCCACUGUGAUCAUCGAGAAGAUGCCAGUAUCUUUAUUAGCCGAACUGGGUUAUUCCUGAGAAUCUCUCGUUUCAUGAAUCUAAUUUGCGGCGAAAAAAACGGAGGACACGGCGGAUACCACUCGGCGGAAGCUAGUAGAUUUAUGGUCGGAAUACAAUAGCAAAACUGUGUGAGAGAGCAUGGGUCUCUCCUUGUAUCCUUAAGGCACUACUUUGCAAAAUGUACCUACUUCCCUGCCCCUUUAGACUGAAGUCAAUGCUUUUAUUCAACUUGCCUAAUAGAAUUACUUACUUGAUUAACUUACUUACUGAAUAGAGUCCCUAUCUCCUGCAAACAAUUGAAUUGAUGAAACGACUUACAUAUCUCAAACUAGAUGGAGCUACUACUAUCUUCAUUUCAAUCGAAUAUAAUUUAUUUUGGUCUUUAAUCUUAGUCACGGUCUGCGUUCCAGGUCUGCUAUAAACAUUAUUCGACAACUUUCCCGAUAAGAUAACUUCAACUAUUGAAAAACUUCGUCCCUUCGUAUUUACUCACAUGAAUGUCGAUGAUGUCAGAAAAUUCAGAUUCCAAAUAUAAGAUGCGUCUAGUGGUAACUUAUUCCUCAGUCUUUUUCUCUUCCUUCACUUCCUCUUCCUCAUCUUCCUUGUUUUCAUCUUCCUCUGCGUCCGACUCCUCCAGCGGGGGCAGCUCCAUUCCGGUACUAUCGACGACCUCCUCAUCAUCAGCAUCCUCUUCUUCUUCCUCUUCCUCCUCUUCCUCCUCGUCGGCAUUCUCAUCGACGUCCAUCUUCACAGCCGACGACUCUGCCGCCUUCUUCUCAUCAGCAUCUCCGCGCGGCGGUGGCGCAAAAGCGGCUGCCAGAUUGGUCGUAGGCGUGGCGGUAUCCAUCUCACCAUCUGCACCAGCAGCGGGAGAGGCCUUCUUGUCCGGACUGUUGGCAUCCAGUUCGACACGAGCAGCAGCUGCAUUCUUGACCAGACUACGUAGACCUGCAGCACGCUUCUUCUCAGCCUUCUUCGGAGCUGCCUGUUUACUCGGAGUCGGCGGACGGUUCGUAGCUCCUUUCUUCAGCUCUUUCAUCUUGGCCUUCGACGACGAUCCUUGCGACUCGUUCUCACCGCCCGGCGCGUCUCCGAGCACGAUCACAUUGGUAGACUUCGCGCCGGUAGUGGAGCUUGCGCUGCCGGAUCCGAACGGAUCACUCUUCGGCUUGUGGAAGGCUCCCACAGGGCCAUUUGCUGCUUUGAUGACACUUGCCGGCGCUUUCUUGGACGUGAUGCCAUUCCCCACGACGAUGGUGCGAGUAGUGCCAUCGGACAUCAUCUGCACCUCCAGGAGAUUGCCAUCCAUUUCCAUGGUCUUAGAGGACUUGACUGACACUUGUUUCUCGAGUACACGACCAGGAGCAGCAGUAGUUUCCGAGGCCUUAGCAUUGACCUUCUUCUUCAUCUUCGUCUUGCCGAACAGGGAGGCUCCCUGAGUCGCAUUGUCUUUCGGAGCAGCGGGUUGCGCACGACGAUCAGAGCGACUGCGGUCAGCUCCAGCUGCAGUUGCAGUUGAUGCCGCAUUGUUUGGUUGUGCGGGUGUGGACGGAUCGCCCUGUUGGUUUGAGGAGUGACAUGUAGAAGAGGUAGACAAGAUGGACGCAUCUACUCACAAUAGGAAGUAGAGCAACAUGAUUUGGACGCAAGACACCGUAGUGAAUUGAAGCACAGCCAAGGGAAUUCGAAGAGGAGAGACCAAAGCAGAUCAUGCAUAAAACACGAGUAGGAUAAUGUACCUGCUCCCCACCGUUAGUCAGCAUGCGAUCAUCUCUGGCGUUGACUCGAUUCAUCUCCUUCAUCAUCUUGCGCCAGUAGUACAGCUCUUCCGGGGUCGGCGUUCCAAAGUCUGCAUAUUUUUGGGCUGCCUCCAAGACGCCAUCGAUGUUGCCAUGGCGUUUGGCCCACGCGGAGAUCUCACUGUCGCAACUCUUCUCGUCCGGCGCGUUUUUGGCGUUUUCGCCGUCUGGGGGCUAAGAGUUUCGGGUUGGGAAGAUCUUUUACACCGUCCGAAUAUAUGUUUCAGGGAAGUACUCCUACACGACUGAGGAGGGCGAUCUAUCGGACUUGAUACCAUCUACGUCGCAUCUGAAGCAUUGCAAGCAGAAGUACUAGAAUCAGAUGAAAAGUAUAUACAUGAGCCGAACGAACUCCGAGCAUCUCGUAGACCGCAACAGCGCGGUCCCCGCUGGUCACAAGGCGCUGCACAUCCGCAUAACUCCACGAGGAAGCACGAGCAAUCCACUUGCAGUGGUGCUUGGCGUCAAUAGUCUUCCAGCCAUCUGGUGAGAGUAAUUGUUACGGGAAGGAUUACAAGUGGACAACCCUGGAAAUCAAGAAAAGUCUAGGCUAAAGAGACCAAUCUAUAGAGUAGAUCUUAUCACUUCUCACCACUAGCUUCCCAAGAGCUGUCAUCUCAUGUGAUAAAAGACACAUAAGCUGAUAGGUUCUUCAUACCAUCUAAAACAUAACAUCUAAAUUCUAGUACCACGGUACUUCUUGCCUGCGAACGUCUCUUUACCGAGCGGCAGGCGCUCACUUUCAGCAAUGUUCGCAUUCUGCAGCGUCGUGAUGAGCCCGGCACGAACAUGCGGCUCCAAGUAAGGCGCCAAACUCAUCAUCAUAUUGGCAUGCGAUUGGGCAAGUUUCUUCUUUUGCCCGACGUUCAAGUUCGCCAGCUCGUUGCCGAAGCCACCGAAAGACAUCUUUAUUGUUAUGGACUUCAGACGAAGUAACUAAGUUCAGAUCAAGUAUAUACUUUUCUCAGUGGGGUUCUCAGUGAGAAUAUUCCUUUCCUGUUCGAUAAACAUCUCAAGGCUCGCGCUUUUUCUCAUCAUUCGUCAAGAAAUAAGUACACGACUGCUGUCGUUCUACCCUUUUCAAGCCAUUUUUCACGAUCGAUUUUACUCGUCCCUCAUCAACAAAAGCUUGCGCCGAUCUCUUCGCCAUUUCUCUCGUAAAAACAUAUAGAAAACAAAGCAUUUCUCUCCUCAAACCACUCUCACGAGCCGACUUCGACCAAGCGAAAAACGAAGCGAAGAACAAAAGCCAGACAGGUCUAUACAGAUGCGUUUGCUCCUUCUUCAAGUGGAAAAAAGUGCUCACUUCUAUCAGUUUCAAGCUUGCAGCAACAUCAUAACAGACACAUCUGGGUCAUCGGUUUCGAGGUGGUGCCGCACACCAAAAAAGAGUCAAAUUUCUUCUGUUUUAUCAUGUUCUUGUCAUCCACUGGACACUCCUGCCGUGCCAUCUGCCACAACUACUCUGACCACCAGCCGCACCGAUCCAUCCGGUUCUCCACAGCCACACACGCCACUUAACUAGCUAAUUUAACUAGAUAAUUAAAGGAAAUAGCUAUUUUUCAAUAGGAUUUACAAUAGGAUAAGAAUUUUUUGUGUUUUUGAAAGUGAAAGAGCUUUCCCGUUUGAUACACUAGUACUACAUUUUACAAGUUAUGACCAUCAUUCCGCUUCAUUAUAAUGUGAAGAGGGCAGCGGCAACCAACUUGCUGAGUGACUUACACAGGUUCUUUCUCUGAAGAUAUCUCCUCCUUAUUUUCUUCAUAGAAUAAUUCCUAUCCCGUCAACCACUCAGCACUAAACAUCACCAACGUUCAGCCCGCAAAACUUUGGAUGAUCAAACUCGUCUUCGUGACGGUAGCGGCAAGGCGGAUCAAGCUCCUCCUAAGGAUGAGCCAACUCCUGGUGGUUUUCGUGACGGUAGCGACAAGACAGCGGAUGAAGCUCCUCCUAAGGAUGAGCCAACUCAUGGUGGUCUGCGUGGCGGAAGCAGCAAGGCGGAUGCAACUGAAGAAUGUUUCUCUUCUCGCAUCUGAUACUAAUUUUCUAUACUGUGAUAUUCAUUGAAACAUGAAUAAUAUGGCUGCAAACCAGAGUCCAGAUACGUAUUCUUGACUUUCUCCAACAUCUUCCUUGAAGAACACAAAGAAGCUUCACCAGAGGAUUGAAGUAAGUAAUAUAUCACGAACGAACUACGAAGUAUCAAAAUCAACCUUGUCAGGUGGUAGAGCCAACGAUCAUGGCGAGGAACCCUCGUGCUUCACUCAGUCGGGUGACGCUUGCGGAUUGAUGUGAAGUCCUCCAACACGAGUAUCGGGUAGCGCCACGCUAUAAUAAUCGUUAUCUUCUCCUGAUGGUGCGACUUCAGACCGGGAAAGGCGUGGCGCUGGGUUAGCGGGGAGAGAAGGGGCACAGUGCGAGUGUGAUAUGUUCCAGACUCAUUCUCAUCUUGAGCAAAAACGACAGUCUUUCAGCUCGUUCUUCAGUCUGACCGAUCGAUCAUUCACUUUAUUUAUUCACUCUUAGCUUUGUUGACGAUGUUUGUGAUCCCCUCGUACGUACUUGUUGUUAGAGUCAUUUUGUACAUUCUUGCGUGACCAUCAGGCACACGCUGUUCAGAUGAAUUGACCGCCUAUGAAAAGUAUUCUUGUCGUGACCAACCCCAAGUACUUUUUUGUACACAUUUAACAACAAGUUGAUAAUCGGUAAUAAAAUUGUGAAUUGAGUAUUCAUUAUCUUGGAAUACUAGUUUUGUCAUCCGUCGAGAAGUUACUAGCACAGAAAUUGUUUUGUCAUCCGUCGAGAAGAAGUAGUAGGACAGUUGUUGUAAUCUUCUUCAAUCCCAAUCGUCCAUGAUGUUGAUGAAUUAUACCAACUACCUGUCGUUGUCCUUGUACUUAGGUACAACUACGUGGAUGUUGGUGCCGCCACAUCAGGUGGCCACGGAUGUCGGAGCGUAUCUUCCGGAAUGUUUUUUUUUAAUUUUUAUUCAUUAUUUUAGCUGUUCCUCUUCUGAAGGUAUUGAAGUGGAAAAUUAAAUAUCCAAGUUUAAUAUUUCAAAUAUUUUGACAUUGACAGAGGUCCUGCCUCAAUUCCUUGGACUGCCACAGCACUAGCUAGACCUCCGUUGAAUCUAAGUCAUGUUGCUCUCUCGAUGACUUUCUGGCUGUCAUUCUUUGAUAACCUGUUUCAUCGUUCGUAGCGCUUCGUUACUUCCACUUUCUGAGGUAGCAGAGUGUCAUCGUAUAGUCUAGGUGUUGGUAUGCUAGCCAAUGUUAGACUCCAUGUAAAAAUGUAAGGUACAAGAUGGCAUACCACAAGAUGAGCAAGAACAUCGGGACCAACGACAACUAGGAGAAGACGACAAACUACAACGAGGACCACAGCUAGCACAACUAUGCAUAGUAAGUACACUACAACGAGGACCACAGCUAGUACAACUAUGCAUAGUAAGUACUCUUUCGUUCUUCACUCUCUAAUAAAAGAAGCCUCUUCCACCUGUAAAGAGUAUAUCUUUACUUGAAGACCCAAAAAAUGAAAAAAAAAUUGCUGCACAUCACGAGCUUAAGUAAUCACGGCAGCCCAAG
Molecule: messenger RNA, 37306 nt
Organism: Amoebophrya sp. A25
Lineage: Eukaryota; Dinophyceae; Syndiniales; Amoebophryaceae
Source: the annotation of a GenBank genome assembly